Xylona heveae TC161 is the source of this 2029-nucleotide messenger RNA. RefSeq names its product tRNA pseudouridine synthase-like protein. Gene Ontology annotation, biological process: tRNA pseudouridine synthesis; mRNA pseudouridine synthesis. The record is from RefSeq and is a predicted model, not a curated record. Bases 19 to 1926 code for a protein of 635 amino acids. The transcript has 4 exons. Gene Ontology annotation, cellular component: nucleus. Gene Ontology annotation, molecular function: RNA binding; pseudouridine synthase activity. NCBI's taxonomy places the organism in Eukaryota, Fungi, Ascomycota, Xylonomycetes, Xylonales, Xylonaceae.
AUUAUCUGACAGACAAGCAUGGAGAAUUCAGACAAUGCAAGAGUUCCUGACACGAACACAAUGGAGUCUGAUGCUCAGAACGGCCCUGCGACCGAAUCGCCCGCGCCCGCUGCUGCCCCUCCCACAGACAACGCUGAUGCGCAACCCGAGAAGAAGUCUGGCAAGCGAGAGUAUAUACCAAGAAAUAAGAGAAAGGAUAUUGGGCGAAAUGACUGGAGUCGUUCUCGCACUCUAGAUAAGAGAGAGAAGACCGGCAAUGACCGCCAAAACAAGCGCCGGAAAGUUGAAGUGAAAGAGGGCCAGACACCGGUCCUCCCACUGCCAUUUUCUGCCGAAGAGAUUGCCCAGGAGGAAAGGAAACCAAAGCGUAAGGUCGCUGUGUUGAUUGGGUACUCUGGAAGUGGAUAUAAGGGCAUGCAACUAAACACAACGGAAAAGACAAUCGAAGGAGACAUCUUUUCAGCAUUUGUUGCUGCUGGCGCCAUCUCCAAGGCUAAUGCCGAUGACCCGAAGAAGUCAUCCCUCGUGCGAUGCGCGCGGACGGACAAAGGCGUUCACGCCGCAGGAAACGUUAUCUCGUUAAAGCUCAUUGUAGAGGAUCCAGAUAUUGUCAAGAAGAUCAACGAUAAUCUCUCUCCACAAAUCCGUGUCUGGGGCAUGGAGCGCACCACAGGCAGCUUCAGUUGUUACCAACUAUGCGAUUCCCGUAUCUACGAAUAUCUCAUUCCUACACACGCAUUCUUGCCCCCGCAUCCACAAACCUAUCUUGGAAAGAAGCUUGAGGAGCUCGCAGAUGAGGCGAAUGAUCGAAAGGGCUACGAGGAACGUCAAGCAGAGGUCUCUACAUUCUGGGCUGAAGCCGAGGAGAAGUACAUAAAGCCGAUCCUCGAGGAACUGGACGAGCACACGCGGGGAAUGGUUGAAAAAGCACUUUCUGAUGCUCGAGACGAUGAGGGCAAGAAUCCCAUGACCGAUACUGAUGCGCCUCGCGAAACUACUGGCCGGGCCUCCGUUCCUAAGGAGAGCAAGACUCCCGAGCAGGAUGAGAAGGCUGCCGAAAAAAAGGAGGCUGCUACGAACGCGCCGGCUACCUCGGAGACACUCAAUGCGCAGAGCGAUGGCCAGCCAGCCACAGAGGCCCUCAAGGAACAGGUCAAGCCAGAGAAACUGGGCAAAGCCAAUCGUCAGCGCCUCGAAGCAGCCAUCAAGUCUCUCAAGGCCGCCUAUAUCGAGGCAAAAAAGGCGUAUCGCAUUGAUCCCGUUCGGCUCCAGCGUGUGCGCGAUGCCUUCGGUGCCUACGUUGGUACCCGAAAUUACCACAACUUCACUAUUCAAAAGACUUUCAAGGACGCUUCAGCCAAGCGUGUCAUCAAGUCUUUUGUUGUAGGCGAGAAGCCCAUCAUUAUCAACGGCACAGAAUGGUUGAGUCUCAAGGUCCACGGUCAGAGCUUCAUGAUGCAUCAGAUCCGUAAGAUGGUCUCCAUGGCCACAUUUGUGGUGCGCAGUGGUUGCCCCAUUGAGCGGAUCCAGGAGAGUAUGGGUCCUGAGAUUUUCAAUAUUCCCAAGGCACCUGGACUGGGACUGCUGUUGGAACGCCCAAUUUUUGACUCGUACAAUGAAAAGAUUGCAAAGGGCUUUGAACGCCGACCCAUCGACUUUUCAAAGUACAACAAUGAAAUUGAGGAAUUCAAGCAGAGGGAGAUAUAUGAACGAAUUUUCAGGGAGGAAGUCCAAGAUAAUCAAUUCCAUGCCUUCUUCACGCACAUUGACAAUUUCAAGAGCGGUAUCUUCUUGUAUCUUAGCUCUGUCGGCGUUCCAGCCACGAGAGAGGCGCAGGAGGCACUGAGAGCGAAGGGCAAAUCUUCAAACGCCGAGAUCGAGCCCGACUCCGAGGAUGAAGGCCCGGCCGGCGAGGGAGAGGGUUGAAGAGUCAAUAGUAAGAUCAUUGAUAUCGGAUCCCCUUCCACCGUUUUAAAAUGUACAAUAGAGCGAUGGAUAGCCUACCCAAGGGAGUUGGGUUAUCGCAUCU